Messenger RNA from Sardina pilchardus (European sardine), 1957 nucleotides. RefSeq names its product NLR family CARD domain-containing protein 3-like. Gene Ontology annotation, biological process: intracellular signal transduction. Lineage: Eukaryota; Metazoa; Chordata; Actinopteri; Clupeiformes; Clupeidae. The record is from RefSeq and is a predicted model, not a curated record.
UGGUUCAAGAGAAUCAACCAACACAGACAAAGACUCUGAUGAUCCAGUUCAACAGCGAGUGAGUCAACAUCUGAAGACUGACCUGAAGAAGAGAUAUGCUAGGCUCCUUGAAGGCCCUGGGGAGACUGAAGUCCAGCUGGAUGAGGUCUACACAGAGCUCUUCGUCACAGAGGGAGUGAGUGAAGAGGUGAACACUCAACAUGAAGUUAAGCAAAUUCAGGAGAAGACCAAACAUCAGACAGAAGAAAACAUAAUAAAUUGCAAUGACAUCAUGAAAUCUCCACCUGGUAAAGAAGUCAGAACAGUGAUGACCAUUGGCAUUGCUGGCAUUGGGAAAUCUGUGUCUGUGCAGAAGUUCUGUCUAGACUGGGCAGAAGAAAAGUCCAACCAGGACAUAGACUUCAUUUUUCUACUUCCAUUCCGAGAACUGAACUUACUUGACUCAGAGCAUUACAGUCUCCCCACACUAUUGCUGUCUUUCUAUCCUGAGCUGACUGAGUUGAAUGAUGUGAAGAUGUAUGGCAACUCAAAGAUUCUGUUUAUCUUCGAUGGUCUGGAUGAAAACAGACUAGAGCUCAAUUUCCCGUGUACGCAAAAGCUGCAUGAUCUGACACAGACAUCAUCUGUGGGUACGCUGCUAACUGACCUCAUUCAAGGGCAUCUGCUCCAGUCGUCUCUCAUCUGGAUCACCUCAAGACCUGCAGCAGCCAAUCAGAUCCCUUCUCGUUAUGUGAACAAGUGGACAGAAAUACGUGGAUUUAGUGACACCCAAAAGGAUGCAUACUUAAAAAAGAGAAUUACGAAUAGUGAUAGUAACAAGAUAAUUUCACAAAUCAAGACAAGAAGGAGCCUCUACAUCAUGUGCCACAUACCAGUCUUCUGUUGGAUCCUUGUCUGUGUGCUUCAGGACAUGCUGACUCCGGAUUCUAAAAUUGAAAUUCCAGCAACCAUGACUGAACUCUUCAUCCACUUUUUAAUCAUACAGACCAACAGGAAGAACCAGAGGUGUUCUAGGCAAAGUGAACCAGACAGAAUUGAACUCAUGAGGAGACACAAAGACCACAUAUUGAAAUUGUCUGAACUGGCAUUUAAACAACUGGAAAAGGGAAACAUAUUGUUUAGGGAAACAGAUCUGAAAGAAAGUGGCAUUAAGGACAGUGAAAUGAAAGAAUACUCUGAGAUGUGCACAAAGAUCUUUAAGAAAGACCACACAUUCUAUAAAACAACGUUCUACUGCUUUGUUCAUCUGAGUGUUCAGGAGUUUCUGGCAGCUCUUCAUGUGUUCUAUAGUUUUGUGAGUGAGAACUAUGAGGCGUUGGAGCCCUUUGCACUGCAGAUAAGUGCAUCUGCUCCUGAUGAAGAUGAAGUACCCACUCCUCCACUGAAGAAGAAUCCCGGCAAAAUGCAAACAUUCUUGAAGAGGUUGUUCGUCAAGUCUUCAGCCUCUCACAAAAACGCUACGUGUCAAAAAGAAGAGAGCCCCCAGGAGAAGGAGAUAUCACUGCAUGCUCUGUUAAAUAGAGCCGUGGAUAAGUCCUUACAGGGCGAGAAUGGACAACUAGAUCUUUUCCUGCGCUUCCUUUUUGGAAUAUCACUUGAGUCCAAUCAGGAACUCCUCCAAGGCCUUCUUCCUCAUGUAGAGGACAAUUCAGAAAGUGUCAAGACAACCGCCAAAUAUGUCAAGGAGAUCUUAAGUAAGGGCAGCAAUGCUGUUGAGAGAUGCCAGAAUCUGUUACUCUGUUUGCUUGAAAUGAAGGACAGCUCACUUCAUGAGGAAAUACAGAGACUGGUGAAAUCUAGAGAAGAACUCACUCCUGCCCAGUGCUCAAUACAGGCGUACAUGCUUCUGAUGUCAGAGGACGUACUGGAUGAGUUUAAACUGAGGGCAUACAAGACGUCUCAGGAGGGUCGGAGAAGAUUGCUCACUGUGGUGAAGGUCUGCAGAAAGGCUCAGUAA